Messenger RNA from Trichoplax adhaerens, 1143 nucleotides. RefSeq lists its product as uncharacterized. Gene Ontology annotation, molecular function: protein binding. The transcript has 8 exons. Lineage: Eukaryota; Metazoa; Placozoa; Uniplacotomia; Trichoplacea; Trichoplacidae. The coding region runs from base 1 to 1143 and encodes 380 amino acids. Gene Ontology annotation, cellular component: preribosome, large subunit precursor. The record is from RefSeq and is a predicted model, not a curated record.
AUGGAUUUACUACCUGAAGAAAUACUCUUACAUAUUUUCUCCUAUGUUGAGUGUAAAACAUUAAUUUCAACGGUUAAAAUACUUUGUAAGCGAUUUUAUGAACUAUUAUCAGUGGAAAACAAUUGGAAAUUUCUCUUUCCUGAAAUCGGAUCCAAUCAUGAAUAUUACGAUAUCGACGAUUAUGGAAGAGAUAAAGUGAUCUACUACAAGUGUACAGAUAGAAAAUUUUGGAGAGGUAUAGAUCAACCUAUUUCAAUUGAUUACUUGCGUGGCUCUAUUGGUGCAGUCGAUGUCGUUCGAAUUUUCGAUCAUGGUCAAUAUUGUCUUUCUGGCUCUCGAGAUAAGUCAGUCAAUAUCUGGUCAUUAGAUCAACAGUUACGUGGAGAUCCUUCUAAAUAUCAUAUAGGCUCGCUUGAUGGUCAUAAUGGGUGGGUAUGGACACUUGAAGAAUGCAACAACACUGUUUAUUCCGGCUCUUGGGAUCAUAAUGUUAUGAUUUGGGAUUUAAAUGCUAAUGGAAAAUUACUCGAUACUAUUAGAGAUGUUCAUCCAGCAGCUGUCUUGCGCUUACAAGUUAAGGAUAAUGUCUUAUACACUGGCUGUCAUGAUUCAGCUGUUCGAAUGUUUGACUUGCGAGUUGAUUAUCGAAAUACCAGUCAUGAAUUGUAUCGACAUAGAAGAGCAGCCUUAUGUAUGACCUUUUGUGAUGACUACCUUAUAACUGGUAGUGAAGAUAAAACUGUGAUCGUUUACGAUACCAGAGCUAAUGCUAUCCUAAAGACACUAAAGACAACGUCUUCUGUCACUGCUCUUAACUGUGGCUACGAUCAACUAAGAGUAGGAAUACGAAAUGAUGUUCAAAUCUAUAGCACAAAAGACGGAUUGUUUACGGAAAUGGAUAUUAUACCUGAAGUUCAUAGUAAAGGCAUAAUGGGAAUACAUCAUGAUCUUUCUUGCAUGAUUACAUGCUCCAUUGAUGGUACUAUAAAGGUCAGCGAAGCUUCAAAGUCACCAAAAGUAAUUAAAGUUCUCGAUCAUCACAAGUCAGCAGUAGCAAGGAUCGACUAUCGUGAUGGUAUAUUAGCUUCCGCUUCCAGCGACGCUACUGGUACAAUCGGAAUUAUUCGAAGAUACGGACCAUAG